Molecule: messenger RNA, 960 nt
Organism: Mesoplodon densirostris (Blainville's beaked whale)
Lineage: Eukaryota; Metazoa; Chordata; Mammalia; Artiodactyla; Ziphiidae
Gene: CCDC70
Product: coiled-coil domain containing 70
Source: RefSeq, a predicted model, not a curated record
AUGGCACAGACUCCAGGGCUUGCCCUCUGGGAUGUGAUACUCAAGGGACCUGUUCUCGCUGGUGCCCCCAUAGGGUUGGACCAGCUGCCCUGGACUUGGCCAGCAGCCCUGUCCUCCAUCGCAGCCGCCCCACCAUUGCUGACCAAGACAACGUUUCCCUUCAAGGUGAGCAGAUGGAUGGAGCUUGCCUGCUUCCACUCACUGGGGGUCUGCUCAUCCAACAUUCGCCAGAAGAAACUAAUCCACAAGCUGCAGGAAGGAAAGGUGUUUCAGGAAGAGAUGAGACACUUCCGUGAGAAGAAAGGCUUCAGGGAAGAGAUGUGGAAUUUCCGUGGCAAGAUCUGCGCUUUCAGGUGCCAGAUCUCGGGCAUUUGGGAAGAGGAGAAAACCUUCUGGAAAGAGGAAAAAGCCUUCUGGGAAACGGAAAAAUCUUUCUGGGAAGAAGAGAAAGCCUUUUGGAAAAAGUACCAAAUCUUCUGGAAGGAAGAUAAGGCCUCCUGGAAGGAGGACAAUGCCUUGUAGGAAAGAGACUGGAACCUCCUUCAGGAGGACAAGGCCCUGUGGGGGGAAGAAAAGGCCCUUCUGGAAGAGGAGAAGGCCCUCUGGUGGAAGGAGGUGCUCAGGUUGUGGAGAAGCAGAGGCCGGCAGGGGGGCACCGCAACGUCAGUGGGGGGCCCCGGUCGGCAGCCUCCUGCCGGGGCAGGGCGCCUUGCAUCAGAGCCCUUCGAUGAGGACUUUCAAGAAAUAGGACCCAAAUGGGCUGAUGAGGAGCCAGCUUUGUGCAUCGGACACGGCCUCACCGUCCCCAGUCACGACGACCUGGGGCAGCGACAGAAAGGGCGGCUUGUCAAGUUUCGGAAGAGCAUCAGCCGGCGGCCAGAGCCCCUGUCUCAGGGGUCCGUGCAGGCUAGCAGCCACCCCUCAGCUGGCCCCGUGGACAGGGAUGUGAGGGAAUCCUGA